AUGGAUGAAAAUAAUGAGGAAUUUGAAAGAGAGGUAUCCUUACUUGGUAGUAUUAGACAUCCAAAUAUUGUACAAUUUUUUGGAGUUAUCAUUUCUGGUCCUAAAAAGUUUAUGGUGGUGGAAUAUUUACAAAAAGGAUCUCUUGACAAGUUAAUUAACAAUUCACGAAAUGGAACUGAAGUUGUAGAUUUAGAAAGAAAAGUCCAUUUUCUUCUUGAUAUUGCUAAUGGAAUGAAUUACCUUCACAAUUUGAAACCAAAUCCAGUCAUUCAUCGUGAUUUAAAACCAGGUAAUAUUUUGUUGUGUGGAACGGACAGGAACAAAUACACAGCAAAAAUUUGUGAUUUUGGUCUAAGUAAGACAUUAAGCAAUAGUCGAACAAAUUCAGCGACGACGAAUAUUGGAACAUUGUUUUACAUGUCUAAUGAAAUGAUUUCUGGUGACACAAAUUACAAUCACAAAGUGGACAUUUACAGUUUUGCAAUCAUUAUGUGGGAAUUAUUCUUUGAAGAGAAUCCAUAUAUGAACUCAAAUUCGACAAAGCUUUAUAAAUUUGUUAAAAACCAAAAAGAAGAACAUGAUGCCUUGGGAAUCAAGUUGCUCUUUAAGGUCAUGCAUGGAUUGAGACCUGUCAUUCCAUUCAAUACCAAUGAAGAAUUACAACAAUGGGUUUCAGAAUUUGUGAAACCAAGAAAUCCCAAGCUCUCUCAUGAAUCAUUGUGUCGAUUGACGAGUCAAUAUAUUAAUUUAAUGAGAGAAUGUUGGAAUUCCAAUUAUGAUGAAAGACCUGAAUUUAGUGAUAUUUGUAACAGAUUAACAGAAAUGACAGCCAUAGAUUAG
Molecule: messenger RNA, 840 nt
Organism: Naegleria fowleri
Lineage: Eukaryota; Heterolobosea; Eutetramitea; Acrasida; Naegleriidae
Exons: 2
Coding region: 1-840 (279 amino acids)
Biological process (GO): protein phosphorylation
Molecular function (GO): ATP binding; protein kinase activity
Source: RefSeq, a predicted model, not a curated record